Aspergillus heteromorphus CBS 117.55 is the source of this 1255-nucleotide messenger RNA. RefSeq lists its product as uncharacterized. The transcript has 2 exons. The coding region runs from base 71 to 1048 and encodes 325 amino acids. Lineage: Eukaryota; Fungi; Ascomycota; Eurotiomycetes; Eurotiales; Aspergillaceae. The record is from RefSeq and is a predicted model, not a curated record.
CUCCGACUGCUGCCUGCUGGACUGCCUGCACUGCCAGGACUGACUCUGCGCGACUGAGGGUACUGUUGCGAUGCCUACUCCGGUAGCUAAAGGGAUUAUCAUCACCGUGUCGGCGCUUGUCGCUGCAGGUAUCGCGGUCUACGAAUCGCCCCAGUUCCGACAAUGGGUGAACAACUCCCGACGGAAAAUCGCCGUCGCGUUACAUAAUCUGGGCGAUGAGAUUCACCCGCAAGAUGCCGCGCCUUACCGACAGGAUAUCUCCAUGACGGAAGAGGUGGGCGCUGCCGCUGAGGAGCGACGGCGGAUCGCGGUGGAAGAGCUCCAACGCCGACGCAGCUUGCUGGAGGCACGUCGUAAUCCUCGAGAAAGCACGCCGGCGAGCAGCUUCGACUCUCUGGUCGAUGAAAGUGGCCGACUUCUGGACGUCUCUGAGCCUCAUGCCAACGACUCGUUGGCAAACUCGACUGCGGUCGAAUUAACUACGUCACAGCCUGUUCAGCGCGGCAAGCCGGCGGGGAACUCGUCUGCCAUGGUUGACAGCGACGGUAUCAAGAGUCUUGGCCCAGAUCGUCUACAAAUUUCUAUCCCAUCGCCUGAUGCUCGUACACCGUCGCUGGUUGAAUUCACCCCGACCUCCGAAGUGCCAGAUAGGCUCGAGGCCUCCUUUAUUUCGCAGUCUGAAGAUGGCGAGCGCUCCGUAGGAUCUGCUGGUCCUAGCACUCGACCGGAAUCGGCGGCGACCAGCCAUACGGAAGACUUUUCCGAGGUGUUGUAUGCUCACCCGGAUGACCAUGCCAACGACACCACUGCGAACGCGUAUCCAGAUGCUAACCCGGCGAACAACCCCUUUGAUGACUUUGAUCACUAUCGCCCGUCUACCCCCUCGACGCCGUCUGUUGCCAGUAGCUUCAGUCAGAUCCACGGGUCAGCCGCGGAUACGUCGUCGGAGGGCACCCUGAGCGAGUUCGAGCGGUCGGGUGCGGCGACCCCGGCCAGCUGGUCGGAGGUUGGCAGCGUCAUCAGCAACGAAGAACACCACUACUUGUAGGCAUGGGACUGGUUGGCUGGAAUUUGCUUUCAUGGACGGACGGCGCUAAUGGAAAGGCGACUGGUGUUACUUUGCUUGAGCCGCUUUGAUUGAUUUUUGGUGAUGGGUAUCGCUCGUAAUUGGUGGAAGACUGUACAUAUAUCUGGACUUUUGGUAGAAACAACGGAAACCUCGCAUCGGAUAGACGCUGCAUACACACCCCUCGCC